AUGAUAUGGCGAUGCGGUGCUGGUGCUGAAUUGUUCUCUCUGAUGGCUCUAUGGGAGUGGAUAGCACUGAGUCUUCAUUGCUGGGUUUUAGCAGUUGCUGCUGUCUCGGAUCAGCAUGCCACAAGCCCCUUCGACUGGCUCCUCUCUGAUAAGGGACCCUUCCAUCGCUCACAGGAAUACACUGAUUUUGUGGACAGAAGUCGACAGGGAUUUAGCACAAGAUACAAGAUUUACAGGGAGUUUGGCCGCUGGAAAGUAAACAAUCUUGCUGUGGAAAGAAGAAAUUUCCUUGGCUCCCCACUGCCGCUGGCCCCCGAGUUCUUCCGCAACAUAAGGCUGCUGGGACGGCGCCCGACCCUCCAGCAGAUCACAGAAAACCUGAUCAAGAAAUAUGGGACACAUUUCCUGCUCUCAGCUACCCUGGGAGGAGAGGAGUCGCUCACCAUUUUUGUGGACAAACGGAAGCUGAGCAAGAGGUCAGAAGGGAGCGACCCCAGUGCCAACAGCUCUGUGGUGACCCUGGAGACCCUGCACCAGCUGGCAGCCUCCUACUUCAUCGACAGGGACAGCACCCUGCGCCGGCUGCACCACAUCCAGAUCGCCUCCACCGCCAUCAAGGUGACAGAGACACGGACAGGUCCCCUCGGCUGCAGUAACUAUGACAACCUAGAUUCUGUCAGCUCUGUUCUGGUUCAGAGUCCUGAAAAUAAGAUUCAGUUGCAAGGUCUUCAGGUCAUCCUCCCUGAGUACCUGCAAGAGCACUUUGUGCAGGCAGCUCUGAGCUACAUUGCCUGCAAUUCCGAGGGGGAGUUCAUCUGCAAGGACAAUGACUGCUGGUGCCAGUGUGGCCCCAAAUUCCCCGAGUGCAACUGCCCCUACAUGGACAUUCAAGCCAUGGAAGAGAACCUGCUCCGCAUAAGCGAGACCUGGAAUGCAUACAACAGUGAAUUUGAAGAAUCUGACGAAUUCAAAUUAUUUAUGAAGAGGCUGCCCAUGAAUUAUUUCCUGAACACAUCUGCUGUGAUGCAUUUGUGGACAAUGGAUUCUAAUUUUCAGCGCCGCUACGAGCAGCUGGAGAGCAGCAUGAAGCAGCUCUUCCUCAAGGCCCAGAGAACGGUGCACAAACUCUUCAGCCUCAGCAAGAGGUGCCACAAGCAGCCCCUCAUCCGCAUGCCAAGGCAGAGGUCUUCCAACUACUGGCUGAACCGCAUCCAGUCCUUGCUGUACUGCAACGAGAACGGGCUGCUGGGCAGCUUCUCGGAGGAGACGCGCACCUGCGCCUGCCCCAACGACCAGGUGCCGUGCCACGCCCCGCUGCCCUGCACGCUGGGCGACGGCCCCGCCUGCCUCAGCUGCGCCCCCGACAACCGCACCCGCUGCGGCAGCUGCAACGCCGGCUACAUGCUCAGCCAGGGCCUCUGCAAGCCCGAGGUGGCCGACUCCACCGAGCACUACAUCGGCUUCGAGACGGACCUGCAGGACCUGGAGAUGAGGUAUUUGCUGCAGAAGACGGACCGCAGGAUCGAGGUGCACGCCAUCUUCAUCAGCAACGACAUGCGCCUCAACAGCUGGUUCGACCCCUCGUGGCGCAAGAGGAUGCUCCUGACGCUUAAGAGCAACAAGUACAAGUCCAGCCUGGUGCACAUGAUACUGGGGCUCUCUCUGCAGAUUUGCCUGACUAAGAACAGCACCUUAGAGCCCGUCCUUGCUGUUUAUAUCAACCCUUUUGGGGGCAGCCACUCUGAGAGCUGGUUUAUGCCUGUGAAUGAAAAUAAUUUCCCAGACUGGGAGCGGACUAAGCUGGACUUACCCCUUCAGUGCUAUAACUGGACGCUGACUCUGGGCAACAAGUGGAAGACGUUUUUUGAAACCGUGCACAUCUACUUGAGGAGUCGGAUAAAGUCGAACGGCCCCAACGGCAACGAGAGCGUCUACUACGAACCCCUGGAAUUUAUCGAUCCCUCGAGAAACCUGGGCUACAUGAAAAUCAACAACAUCCAAGUGUUUGGCUACAGCAUGCACUUCGACCCAGAAGCGAUUCGAGACUUGAUUUUGCAGCUGGACUACCCCUACACUCAGGGCUCGCAGGACUCAGCGCUUUUGCAGCUGUUGGAGAUUCGGGAUCGUGUAAAUAAACUCUCUCCGCCCGGCCAACGUCGCCUGGACCUCUUCUCUUGCUUGCUCCGUCAUAGACUCAAACUGUCUACCAGUGAAGUGGUGAGGAUCCAAUCUGCUUUGCAGGCCUUUAAUGCCAAAUUGCCAAACACAGUGGAUUAUGACACAACCAAAUUAUGUAGUUAA
Messenger RNA from Serinus canaria (Common canary), 2301 nucleotides. RefSeq names its product BMP/retinoic acid-inducible neural-specific protein 3. Lineage: Eukaryota; Metazoa; Chordata; Aves; Passeriformes; Fringillidae. The coding region runs from base 1 to 2301 and encodes 766 amino acids. Gene Ontology annotation, biological process: negative regulation of mitotic cell cycle; positive regulation of neuron differentiation. The record is from RefSeq and is a predicted model, not a curated record. The transcript is spliced from 7 exons.